AUGAACUACUCACAACAACAACAACAGUCGCAACAGCAACAAUUAUAUCAACAGCAGCAGCAACAGCAAGCUUAUCAACAACAAUCGUUCCAACAACAACAAUACCAGCCACAACAAUACCAGCAGCAACAAUACCAACAACAACAGCAAUAUCAACAACUGCAGCAGCAGCAACAACAGCAACAACACCAUCAGCAACAACAAUAUCCACAACAACAACAACAACAACUUAAUUCAGAUGGUGGCCGUUGCCAAUUUGAAGAUGGUGGCUGGUACGCAGGGAAGUGGAACUCAGGAAUGGCUCACGGAUACGGUAUUUGUGUCACAGGAACUCAGAUAAGUCCCAACACAUCUCCAACCGGCAACAAUUUUCUGAACGGGAGCAGCAGCGGUACGAGUGUUAGUUCCGGAGAGUUUGCUGGAUUGUGGCAGCAAGGAUUUGAAGUUAGUGGAGUGCAUCGAUGGACUGAUGGAGAAACUUAUGAGGGACAGUGGAUCCAAGGGAAGAGGCAUGGUCUCGGGAAAGAGUCUAAAGGGAAGCAUGUUUAUAAGGGAGAGUGGUCGCAGGGUUGCAAAGGGAGAUACGGAGUGAAGCAAGCAGUAUCAGGAAAUGGAUUGAAAUACGAAGGAACCUGGACCAACAGUCUGCAGGAUGGGUAUGGGAUUGAAACUUAUCCCGACGGAGGAACGUUCCACGGCCAGUUCAUGAGAGGAGUGAGACACGGGUACGGAGUGAGGCAGAGCGCUCCAUAUGCACUGGCAGUGCGUUCUGGCAACGAAACGGCUCCAUCACUACCAUCGCCAAUGAGUCCAGUUUCAACGCUGUCGAUGGAGGAGGGCAGAGGAGGUUUUGUACUACAGGUAUCAAAAAACUGCCUACUUUUUCAUUUUCAUUCUUUUGGCAUCUACUUCAAACACUUGAGAACAAUCAAUUGGCUCGCUUUAAUCAGUGCAUUCAGUCAGAUCAGCAGUGCGCUCUCCACGAUAACUUCCUCCACGAGACGUAGCAGUCUCGACGACAUUGACGAUGAGCUGGGAAGUUUCUGCAGCGACAUCGACCUGGCUAAUGAUCGCGUGACCGAAGUUUACUCGGGCGAGUGGAAGAAUGAUAGAAGGUCUGGCUAUGGUGUCUGCGAACGUUCGGAUGGCGUGAAAUAUGAAGGAGAAUGGUUAAACAACAGGAAACACGGGUAUGGAGUUACAACAUUGUCGGAUGGAACAAGAAUGGAAGGCAAAUACAAAAACAACAUUCUUGUCAGCUCUGGUAAGAGUACCUCAAAAUUAUUUGCCCUAAAAGUCAAUAAACUAAGAGAUCGUGUAGAAGCGGCUUCUACUGCCGCACAAAAAGCAUCCUCCCAGGCUUUCCAGAAAAUGGAAAUCGCAAAUGUCCGGUAG
This is a messenger RNA of Helobdella robusta, 1395 nucleotides long. RefSeq lists its product as hypothetical. The transcript is spliced from 5 exons. The record is from RefSeq and is a predicted model, not a curated record. NCBI's taxonomy places the organism in Eukaryota, Metazoa, Annelida, Clitellata, Rhynchobdellida, Glossiphoniidae. The coding region runs from base 1 to 1395 and encodes 464 amino acids. Gene Ontology annotation, cellular component: junctional membrane complex; plasma membrane; endoplasmic reticulum membrane.